Molecule: messenger RNA, 891 nt
Organism: Zasmidium cellare ATCC 36951
Lineage: Eukaryota; Fungi; Ascomycota; Dothideomycetes; Mycosphaerellales; Mycosphaerellaceae
Exons: 8
Coding region: 1-891 (296 amino acids)
Cellular component (GO): membrane
Molecular function (GO): signaling receptor activity
Source: RefSeq, a predicted model, not a curated record
AUGGGGAAGGACUUGUCGCCGCGGGCUGCAGUGCCAACGAAAUCUCUGAGACGUCACCUUCUUUUUUACCACGAGAUCCCGUCAUGGCAGAGGGACAAUGAAUAUCUAUUGUCCGGAUACAGACCGACCUCUGGUUCGUGGCUGCUUUCGUUCAAGAGCGUCUUUGCGUGGCACAAUGAGUCCGUCAAUAUCCACUCUCACGCCAUUGGAUCCGCCCUCUUCGCCUACUUGCCGUGGCAUUUCUACACAAACACAUAUCGAACUGUUGACGACACCGAACCUGUCGAUGCACUCCUUGUGAGCAUGUACCUCCUCGGCGUUGCCGUCUGCUUUGCAUGCUCCGCCUGUUGCCACAUCAUCUGGAACCUCUCGGCCCCAGCAGCAUCCUUUGGAAAUCGCCUUGACUUCUGCGGCAUUCUGCUACUCAUGUGGGGCGCAAGUCUGCCCUCCAUCCAUCUGGCCUUCGACUGUGACCCGGUACUGAAAUAUUGGCACUGGGGUUUGGUAUCGAUCAGUGCUUGCGGCUGCAUCACUUUCACACUCCAUCCGAGAUUCCUUGGACCGUCUUUUCGGAAGUAUCGAGCGUUGCUGUACACAUGCUUCGGAUUGUCGGCCAUCACAUUCGUCAGUCAUGGCAUCCUCAAGUACGGCUUCGAUAUACAACGAAAGCGUUUAGCUAUCGAAUGGAUGGCUUUGAUGGGUCUCCUGAACAUCGUUGGAGCCAUAGUCUAUGCAUCAAGGCUGCCGGAACGUUGGUUCCCAUACCGCUUCGACUUCGUUGGCGCGAGCCAUCAGAUCUUCCAUGUUCUUGUCCUCGCCGCAGGUCUCGCGCACUACAAAGCUUUGGCUUGUGGGCUAGGUGAAGUGAGACGCAAUGGUAGUCUUUGCUGA